CCUGGACACGCUCAAACGCACAUGGUUCCGGGCGAAUAUUUCGUGACUUGGGACGUUCUGAUACCGCUGAUACUGAAAAGAUUUCCUAACUGUGGCAACUUAUUGUGCUGCGUGAUACGCGUAUUAUGAUAUUCUGACUGAGCUGCGUUGUGUUUCGUCGCCGUUCGUCGUUCGUCGUUAUUGCAAGAAAACUUCUGUUGGGAUCCCAGAAGCACGAACCGAGGAAGCGAACGAAGUUACAGCGAUCGCAGCGAUAGCGGGCUUCUUCAGGAUUUUUCCGACGACAGUGUGCCUCCCCGGUGUGACCAAUGACGGCGUCGAAGUGCCUGCGGGUCAUCUCGCUGGUGGACAUGGACUGCUUCUACGUCCAGGUGGAGCAGAGGCUGGCACCCAAGUGGAAGGGGAAGCCAUGUGCCGUGGCACAGUACAACACCUUCCAAGGUGGAGGGCUGAUAGCGGUGAACUACGAGGCCCGUGCACUGGGGGUGAAGCGAGGCAUGCGAGGUGAGCAGGCCCUCAAGCUCGCCAAGGACCUGCACCUCUUUCGGGUGCCUGAACAGCGAGGCAAGGCCGACCUCACCAGGUACAGGGAUGCCGGUGCCGAGGUGCUCUCCGUGCUGUGUCAGUUUGGCGCAGUGGUGCAGCGUGCGAGCAUCGACGAGGCCUACCUCGACCUGACGCCCGUGGUGGCCACUCAGACGGCCUUUCCUUCCCUGGACUCUCUCCCCAGUACGCACGUCGUGGGCUACCUCGAGGAACGGGGUGUGCGCACCAGAGAGGAGGCUGUGGCAGAGUGGCUCUCGACCAUCGUAGACCCCGGCGGAGGAGACUCUUUGCUGGCCCGCGGCUGUGCCCUGGUGGAGUGUGUACGGGCGGCCGUCUUGGAGCAGACAAGCUUCCACUGCUCGGCGGGCAUCGCCCACAACAAGGUCCUGGCCAAGCUGGUGUGUGGUCUGCACAAGCCCAGGCAGCAGACGGUGCUUCCCCACAGCGCCGUGCCAAACCUCUUUACCACCCUGCCUGUUCACAAGCUGAGGAAACUGGGAGGCAAGCUAGGUGAAGACGUCCGUGAAAAGCUGCAGGUGAAGGUGGUUGCUGACCUGCUGCCUUUCUCCCAGGACUACUUGUGCUCGGUGUUUGGAACCCGCAAAGGGCAGUGGCUGUACAAACUGGCGAGGGGGGUGGACGACGAACCCGUGACCUGUCGGAAGCUGCCCCAGUCCAUUGGCUGCAGCAAGAACUUCAGCGGCAGCUCGGCUCUGCAUUCGACAGUCAAGGUGAAAUACUGGGUCGAGCAGCUGGCUGCCGAGCUGGCAGAACGACUGCAGCGGGACCAGCAACAGAACGACCGGAUCGCCGAGCUGCUGACGGUGGGCGUUCAGCGAAGUGGCCAGCAGGGGGCCGUCUCUCGCUCCCGCCCGAUGGUAGCCUACUGCGCCGCGAGGAUCGCCCAGGACGCCCUCGCAAUCUUGGCCAAGCUCAACACGACGGGCUCCUGGACUCCAGCUCUUACGAACAUUUCUCUGUCAGCCGCGAGAUUCAGGGCCGUCGCCGCCGCCGACGCUGCCCAGGACAUCUCCAAAUUCUUGGUGCGUCGUUUGAAGGACUCGGCAGGGACCUCUUCCGAGCAGACCGUACCAGAGACCGUAGGGAAACACUGCAGUUCUUCACCGGACAAGAAGCUUCCAGAACCAGCUUUGGACAAACCAGUUGCUCGUGCAACAUUUUCUUUCUCGAAAAAGCUCAAACUCCCCCUGGUGGAGUCAACGAGCGAAGAAAGCAGUAGUGACACGGUGGUGUUGCCAGAAAAAAAUUACAAUGGUCAUUUUCUCUUAUCAAAUCUUCAUAGAGAUGCUGCCUCUGGUACCAAAGCAAGUGAUGGCAGUCUUGCAGUGAACCUAAAGACUGACGAUGCAGAUCUCUCGCUGGAGUCACCUGCAGUCGUCCGCGAUCACUCGGGAGCGGGUGUCGUCGAGGCUCGCGAAGAGUUCAGCUGUGGGGCAUCUCUUCUUGCGCCUAAGCCUUGUUCUUCGGCAGCCAUGGAGACGCGCAAAUUCGUUGAUUUUUUUGGUGUGGCCUCAUCGGGCAAAACUGUGAAAGAGGAGCGAGACAUGAGAAGUGAUGAAAAUCUCCCCGAUCGUUCUGAAGGUACCCAGUAUGGAGCCGACGAUGACAGGUGCAGUGUCCCAGAAGAUGUGGACUGUGCUGCUGGUGGCUCUCCCGGUGACCGUAACUCGGGCGACGGUUCGGUUGUCAGCCUGGAACCAACCUUUGUUCAGAAUUGGGAACGGUGCGGCAAAGCGGUUCCCGUGUGGAAAGUGCAGGAGCACAAAGGCUAUCAUCUCGCACAGGACUUGAGCAAAGUGGAAAGCAUUUUGCCUUUGCCAAGUGCAAGCCCGUCCAAGCGAAAAGCGUUUGCAUCUCGGGGCUCCAAGCACAAAAGAAAGAAAGCUCGCCCCGAGAAGGUUAAAACUCUGAAAGACUUUUUUUUUGUGAUUUAGAUGAGUAAAAAUUAAAACAAUUCUGUGAAAUGGUGC
This is a messenger RNA of Ixodes scapularis (black-legged tick), 2537 nucleotides long. Its product is annotated as DNA polymerase eta. Bases 309 to 2501 code for a protein of 730 amino acids. Gene Ontology annotation, biological process: error-prone translesion synthesis; response to radiation. Gene Ontology annotation, cellular component: replication fork; site of double-strand break; nucleus. The transcript has 11 exons. The record is from RefSeq and is a predicted model, not a curated record. Lineage: Eukaryota; Metazoa; Arthropoda; Arachnida; Ixodida; Ixodidae. Gene Ontology annotation, molecular function: DNA-directed DNA polymerase activity; damaged DNA binding.